AUGUCGGGGGCAAGCAAAAAAGGCAUACAGGAUGCCCCCCCUGCAUUGGAUUCUGUUGAUGGCGCAUCUCAUGCAACUGAAGCCCGUAGGAUGGAGGCUCAAAGCAGUGAACCGUUAGUUGGGUACAAGCACCAGAGGAGUAAGGCAAUUAUCUGCCGAGGGAAGCGCCCUGAUGAUAUUGUGAGCAAUGAGAGUCUUCCCGGAGAUGCUGAAAAUGUGAGUGACAAAAGCGGUGGUGUGGAUAAGCCACCAAAUCCAAAGCGGCAGAAAACCGGAGGAAACGAGGGUCGUAGGAAUAGGGCAUCGCCUGCAAGGCUGUUCAAAUUGAAUAAAGAGUUGGUUUCUAAUCAAAAAGGUGUUAUUAUUGGAAAAGAGUUUGGAGGCCUGCUGGACCUUGCAGCGAACAGCAUGCCUGGCGAUCUUAGUCAAUGGAUAAUGAAGCAUUAUGAUCCAGAGAUGUCACAGAUAGUUAUUCCAGAGAGGGGGAAGAUUCCAGUAGAUGCUGCGAGUGUUCGGAGGAUAUGGGGUUUGCCAAAUAGGGGGAGAAAAGUCUGUUACGAAAACCGCCCUGAGAUCACAAAGGCAAUGUUCAGGAUUUACAAUAUCACUUCAAAGAAUUCACCAUCUCUCACAGCAUGGUGCAAGAUGAUCAAAGAUAUGGCAGGAGCUCACGAUGACGACUUCCUACGCGCAUGGUUGUCUCUUGUCUUCUCUUGCUUCCUUGCACCAUCUACAAGUUUAAGCAUUUCACCAAAAAGCUUCCCUGCGGUCAUGGAUGUAAAUGGAAUAACUGAAACCAACAUAUGCCAGUUUGUGGUUGAUCAACUAAAGCUAGCAUUCAAAUCAGGUCGUGCCAAGAAGGCCGUUUGUUGCUGUGUUUUCCACCUCGUAUUGCUGUAUCUAGACUCUUUGGAUGUUGAUGAACCAAUUCCCAGCUUGGUACCAAGGGUUUCAGUUUGGAAUUCAGAUUUGAUGGCAAGAGUUAUCAAGAAGGACAGGAAAGCUCCCGGGGAAUAUGGGAAACUGCGGAAACAAAAGAAGCUGACACGUAUGGUGCACGAAAUGUGUUCAACUAUUUCACAUGCAGUUGGGAAGCUUGUUUCUGGUAUUGGGGGGAUAGAUGAUGCGCAAGAGGGGACAAGCAGAUCAGAGGCUGUUCAUGUGGAAAAGAGGAGGCAAGAACCUACUAGGAGAUCCAAACAAGCUCCAGCUGUGAGAGAAAGCUUAUCGAGUGAAGAAGACUCGUUCAAAACUGACAGUGAGGAAGAUGCAAGUGGCAGUGACGAAAGUGACUGGGACAGAGGGGGUGAUGAAAGUGACAACGACGGCCACUCAAGCAAUGAUGAUGGUGACGACUUUGUAGUUCAAAAAGCUGGAUGCAACGACAACGAGGAGGGAGAAGCAACUUUUCAGGAGAGGGGAGCAGUAAUGGAUGAAAGCAAGGAGGAUAAGGAGGACGAAGAGGAGGAGGAAGAAAAAAAAGAUGAGGAUGAAGAAAAGGAAGACGAUGAUGAUGAAGAAAGCGAAGACAAUGACAACGACAAUGACAAAGACACGGGGGACGAUGAUAUGCAGGGUGAUGAGGAAGACCAGGAUGACAACAAUUCUGGUGGCAACAGUGGCAAUGGCGGAAACAAUGGAGGGAACGAGGAUUCUGCAGGUGAGGAAACAGAGACUGAUGACGAGCAAUCCACACUUCAAUAUUUACUCGAAGAGAAAAAGGAUAUGAAGCCAAAGGGGCUUGACGAGGCAGUUAGCAUCUCUGUGAGAGAUGUUGUUAUGAUGGACGAGGAAAGUUACUGCAAAAUGCCACGCAUCCGCAUGUUUGAAGUGAAAGAAAUGUUGGAUCUCGACGAGCAGCCUAUUGCAGUGCUAGCGAGCAAAAUGUUCCAAGAGCUAUUGAGAAAAGAAGAAAUGGAACUGGGGAUGGCAUUCAAUCUUGAGGAUGUCUGCCCCAAGUGGAUUCGCAAGAAAAUCAUGAGGGAGAUAGGGGCUCCACAUGAACCCAAGGAAGUUGGUGUACCACCACUUCCAACACCAAAGAAGAAAAAGAGUGUGAGUUUCGUAUCAGAGCCAACGGUGUUGACAGAGACAGUGGAGGAACUGCGAGCUAUGCGUGCCCAAAAUGUUCAAGAACUGCAAGGUGGAAAGGAAACAAAGUCAGCCAUGAAGAAAUCUGGGCCUUUUCAGUUGCAACAUCAGGCAUUACAUCAUGCAAAAGAGGCAAGUUCUAGCACUCACAAGAACCAGCUUGAAACCAAUACAGCAUCAAGCUCAACAGCACGACAUGCAGAUCUCACCAGUGGCAAAGAUACAAAUGUUGCAGUUUCACCAGGGACUGUUUCAAAACAAGAACCAAGUGCCUCACAAAUUCUAGCAAGUCAUCCUAGGGAGGAAGCAAGUUCAUCUGAUUUUCAGGCAAGUAUUGCACAUGCAUCAAUUCAACCCACAGCAGGAGGAGCAACUCAAAUGAAACAGGAUGCAUCAUUGCAAGUAAGCAGAGCAGUCCCUAGUACAAACCGUAGUGGGAGGCAACCACUAAGCAGUCUAAAUGGUCAAGCACAAAAUCUUGUUCUAGGGAAUGGGAUGCAAUCAGCCAAUGACAUCCAGAGGGGCAAAUUGUUUCAUUACAAAGCAUCACAACAGGCUGUACCAUUAUAUGCAGGUCAGGAGAACAUACCUCCAGUGUCAAUCACAGGGGUUGGAGGGAUGGAAGAUGUCAUCGGCGGCAACAUUAAACCAAGUUCGGAAGCAAAGUUGCUAAAAGUUCAGGGCAAGUUGCCUGCUUUUAUUCCUACAGUUGCCCAAUCACCUCCCCAUCCGCAGCUGAAGGAUAUCAAAUUUAGUUAUGCUAACAAGGCGGUCAGUCCACUGGAAAUAAAUGUGCUAGAUGUCAGUGAGCUCUUGGCAAGGUGCGUUCCCCCAUCUACCAACGAUCUGCAAAGCAAGUCAGCAAUUCAUAUUCCAGCAGAGAUGGAUGGACAACAGUUUCAGCAUAGCAGAAGUGAAAGCUCAAAUGUCUUUGUUAGUGAAUACUGCCCAGCUCCAAGUUUUGAUAUUUUCAAAUACGAUUUUCCUACAGCACAUGUAGAUGAUGGAGCAGAUCGAGAUGCCAGAGAAAAUGCAUUGGCUGACCAUGAGUCAUCGCAGUGCCAAGUAACCAAGGAGCCAGUCAUUGAAAUUAUUGAAGAUGAAAAAGUUGGUAAUCUCGAAGGCAUAGAUGAAGGGUAUGCACAUGCAGAAGAACAGGCUAUGAAGUGUGAGCAUGAGUCCCUGCAGUAUCAAGUACCCAAGGAGCCACUCAUUGAAAUAAUUGAUGACGAUCAUGUUGUGGAUCUUGAAGGCAUAGUUGGGAACAUUUACCAGACACCUGAAAAAGUUACCCACAACCAAGUAGUAGUGGGAUCAGGCAGUAAUAUUUAUAGCAGCAGCAGCUCAGGAAAGAUGGUCCCACAACAAUUUGAGAGAAGGAUUAUCAAGCCACCUCCUUGCAAGAGGUCACCAUUCUUGGACUAUAAUGAGAGGAAAGUGUACAUAUGCAAACCUGAAGUAAGCAGGCUGUAUGCAUCGGUUAUUCUGCACGGGAGAUUGAAUGAAGAAGAAUCACCAGAUGUAGAUACUAGCCCGAAGGUAAUUGACUACAAUGGAUAUGAUGUGUCGGUGAGGGAGCUUGCAAACUCUAUGAAAAAAGAAGGAUAUGUCUUGACACAUGUAAUGGAAAUUGGCAUACUGUCCAUAAUGAUGAAUUUGCCUGCAGACUCCAAGAAGGUUGUCAUGCCCCUGAGGUUCUCGACAAGGAUGCUGCAGAUGACUUUCCUCUCCAAUGAUAUCAACAGCCAAGAGAUUAUUUCCCGAUUCAAGAAAUCAAAUCACCUGGACCGGAAAGACAUGAUAAUGUUUAUUGUGUUAGAGAAUAUCGACAAGUCAAAGAAGGUUUCAGGCAACCAUUAUUGGGUCUUCAACGUGAAUAUAAGGGAUCGAAGGUUCGAGGUGCUUGAUUCAUGGAGGACACUUCAGGACAAGACUCUAGAUGUCUGCGCAAGGACUAUGGUUGCUAGUUUUCGGGCUCUGUGGGAAGAGCACUAUCCGAAGUCUCACAUCUCAUUAGAUGACUUCACACUAAGAAACAUUGAUGUGCCAAAACAAACUAACAAAUAUGACUGCGGCAUUUUUGCUCUCUCAAUUGCAAAUGGGUGGGAAGGAAGGAACGUUCCAAGAUUUACAGCAGAGGAUGUUCAAAAUAUCAGGAAGCAGUUGACAAACACGUGGGUUAACACCGAACGCAACAAGGCUCCAUGGGAAGCUGUAUUGAAGUUAGCUUAG
Triticum aestivum (bread wheat) is the source of this 4323-nucleotide messenger RNA. RefSeq lists its product as uncharacterized. The transcript has 9 exons. The record is from RefSeq and is a predicted model, not a curated record. Gene Ontology annotation, molecular function: cysteine-type peptidase activity. Bases 1 to 4323 code for a protein of 1440 amino acids. NCBI's taxonomy places the organism in Eukaryota, Viridiplantae, Streptophyta, Magnoliopsida, Poales, Poaceae. Gene Ontology annotation, biological process: proteolysis.